Molecule: messenger RNA, 2387 nt
Organism: Tigriopus californicus
Lineage: Eukaryota; Metazoa; Arthropoda; Copepoda; Harpacticoida; Harpacticidae
Product: serine/threonine-protein kinase pelle-like
Exons: 1
Coding region: 228-2282 (684 amino acids)
Biological process (GO): protein phosphorylation
Cellular component (GO): plasma membrane
Molecular function (GO): protein kinase activity; ATP binding
Source: RefSeq, a predicted model, not a curated record
AUAGAUGUCUUAGGUCUGGCCCCUAUUGUGGCCGUGGAGAAUAAUCAGGGUCACAGGUGGAAUUGGCUCAUGAAUCGCGCGUGAUGUAUCUUUCCAUGGAUGCGUUGAAAUCCGCCCACGCCACGGUCCGUCCACGGUCCGUCCACGGUCCGUCCACGGUCCGUCCACGGCAUUGAAGCUUCGCAAUAGACUGACUGACUGAGUGAUGUGAGUGAGUGAUGUGAGUGAUGUUCCUCUACGAUUUGCCGUACGUGCUUCAACGCGCCUUGGUGGAUGUCUUGGAUCAAAAUGACAAUUGGGAGGAGUUGGGCGGGCUCAUCUGGCAACUCCAGCCCUCAUUGUUGGCCAAGUUCUCGCAGGCCCGAUAUCGGCCCGGGGAAUCCCCGGCCAAGGCCUUGAUGGCCUUCGCCGGACACAACAACAAGACCGUCUUGGAGAUGUACCAAGACCUCCAUCGACUUCGACUCUUCCAAGCCAUGGAUCUCUUACUGGACCAUAUCCCGACCGAUUGCCGCAUUCCCUCCCGAUUGCCGCCCGCGGGCCACGGGGAUGGGUGGCGGGAAGGGGGUGGGUGGGACCUCGGCCGGCCCCGUCCCGUACCCCCGCCUUGCCUCUCGGGGCGGGAAUGCCGCCAUCUGGAAGACAACUUGAAUCAGACUCAUCCACGACCCGAGGGCGUGAAGUUGGUGCCCAAAUCCGGGUUGAGUUUGCCGCCCGGGUCAUCCCAACCCUGGCCUAAUGGCCCUGCCCCCAACCAACAAGAUUAUCUAAGCCAGGGGCCCGAUCGCUGUCGCCCCUCAGCCUCGGGGGUGGGGUUGGUGUCCACCUCGGAAAAUCAAAUUGAUCAGCCGCCCAGCCCUCCUUCGCCAUUAGGUCCGGCUGGACCCGCCCCCGCAUUGGGGGCCAGUCAAAAUAGCCUUGCCGAGUUGCCCCAUUUGUCGCCGUUAACGCAUCGAUCCUCGUCGGGUGUGCCCAUUGGCGAUUCGGAAUUCAUGUUGAAAAACAUCAAGUUCCAGGAUCUGGAACAGGCGUGCCAAGGCUUUCGUCGUGAGCCGGGCAUCUUGAUUGGACGGGGUGGUUUUGGCGAGGUCUUCCGAGGUCGUUGGAACGGCCAGGAUGUGGCGGUCAAACGAAUCUUGGAAGAGAAGCGGAAGCUCAUUGGCGAUGCCGCCUUCCAAAAGUGCGUCAAUCAAGCCAUUACGGAAUUGCAAACCCUCCAUAUCUAUCCGGCCGAAAACAUUCUGCCUCUGUUGGCGUAUAGCUUCAGUCGCCAAUCGCCCACUGACCCUUGUCUCGUGUAUCAAUACAUGCCCAACGGGUCGGUAUCGGAUCGUUUGAAAUGUCGCGAUGGCACUCUGCCGCUCACGUGGAAACAGCGGGCCAAUGUGGCCCUGGGCACGGCUCGGGGAUUGAUUCACUUACACGCCAAUAACAUCAUUCAUGGCGACAUCAAGAGUGGGAACAUUCUCCUGGAUCGGCAUUUUGAGCCGAAAAUUGGCGACUUUGGUUUGGCCCGAAGCGGAUCCGAGACCGAGGAUGUGUCUUUUAAGAUGGUGAGUGCUGUCAAAGGCACCGAGGCCUACUUACCCGAGGAUUACAUUCGCAGUCACGAGCUGACCCCGGCGGUGGACACGUUUUGCUACGGGAUCUUCAUGUUUGAGUUGGUCACGGCCAAGUCCCCGUCGUUCCUUAUUGAUCGCACCCGCAACAUGCGAAUGCGGGAGGCUUUGCUGGGCUCAGAACAACCCGAUCAGUGGCUGGAUCCAAAUCUAGAGAGGAAUUGCUGGGCCAACAUAUUAUUCUACAUGGGUUUGGAUUGUGCCAAAAAGUCCAGACGAGCCCGUCCGCCCAUGACGGAAGUGUUGAAAGCCUUGGAAAGCCUCUACGGUCACCAAUCGUCGGCCAUGGCCCUUCAAAUCUAUUAUGACGAGACGAAACUCAAAGGGAAUGACCGAGAGAUUGAUCAGUUUUCCAAAAUCAUCAACUCGAGCCAUCUCAUUGCUGCCACGAGUGAAAUGGUGACCACCGAUGAAACCGUGCCUAACCAUCACGAUUACAUCCCGGCAGUCCUGGAUCUCGUGGACCCGGAGAAUUCUUCAACACAUGCCACAGAAACUACGAGUACGACAGAUAUUUCUCUGCCAUUAGAGGGCACUGAAGAUAACAAUGCACUAUCAACACUCGCUAAUGAUGACCUUGUGGAGGAAAAUCAACUCGUCCUACCAGAUUUUAGCGCUUUGAAUAUUGAACCGUCAAAUCAUGUUCCACCUCCGAAUGAUUAAGUGGGUUUUUUUGGGUUUAUAACUCAUUUUGUGAUCUAAUGCAGUUCUCCGUCAUAUCAUGUAAUCGCGCAAAAGAUAUAGAAAUAUAUGUAUGUUAUAGUUUAA